Molecule: messenger RNA, 1664 nt
Organism: Macrosteles quadrilineatus (aster leafhopper)
Lineage: Eukaryota; Metazoa; Arthropoda; Insecta; Hemiptera; Cicadellidae
Gene: Tango4
Product: pleiotropic regulator 1
Exons: 10
Coding region: 239-1606 (455 amino acids)
Biological process (GO): mRNA splicing, via spliceosome
Cellular component (GO): precatalytic spliceosome; catalytic step 2 spliceosome; Prp19 complex
Molecular function (GO): protein binding
Source: RefSeq, a predicted model, not a curated record
AUACAUACCAGAUAGAUACCUAACCAAACUUGGGCUUGGGCAACUUUUGAUGAACUACAAACUAAAACUUAACGUAAAUUAGCCUAUAUUCAUUAAAAUAAUAUCAACGAAAUAACUUGUUUAUUUUAAUAACUUACUAGCCUUAAAGUUAUUUAGGUUAGGGGUGUUAAUAGGUUCGUUGUUCUGUCGUUGCUUUUAUUUCCCAAAGCACCCAGACCAGUCCAGAUUUCACACAAACAUGACUGAGGAGGUCCAAAGACAUUCUGUUCACACCCUGGUGUUUCGCUCCUUGAAGAGAACACAUGAUAUGUUUUUAUCAAGUCAAGGCCAGCUGCCCCCAAUCGAUGAGUUAGCGGAAAAAAUUAAAAAAGCAAUCAAGGCAAAAGAUUCAUACAGUCUGGUUAUGGAUAAAGUGAAACAAGCAAAUGCAGUGAAAAAACAGCAACAAUCCGCAGAAGCUGCCAUGGAGAUCAGUCAGCAGAGAGAGAAGGAAGGUGAGAUGGACCAUGGUGAGAUGGCGUUGGUGCCGAUGAGCGGAGGCCCGGGGGCUCUAGUGCCUACUGCGGGACCCGGUGGGGCAGUCACUACCAUUGCAGCACGCAAGGCUCCCUCCAUGCCUAAGCCCAAGUGGCAUCCUCCCUGGAAGCUGUUCCGAGUCAUCUCCGGACAUCUGGGAUGGGUGCGUUGUGUGGCUGUGGAGCCUGGCAAUGAGUGGUUCGCUACCGGCUCAGCCGACAGAGUCAUCAAGAUCUGGGAGCUUGGUAGUGGUCGACUGAAGGUAUCAUUGACAGGUCACAUCAGCAGUGUGCGAGGUUUGGCUGUCAGUAGCAGACACCCAUACCUAUUCAGCUGUGGGGAGGACAGGCAGGUCAAGUGUUGGGACUUGGAGUACAAUAAGGUUAUCAGACAUUACCACGGACACCUGAGUGCAGUGUACACACUGGCAUUGCACCCCACGAUAGAUGUGCUCAUCACUGCAGGGCGAGACUCUACAGCUAGAGUGUGGGAUAUGAGGACCAAGGCUAACGUACACACAUUCACCGGCCACACCAACACUGUGGCUAGUGUCAUCAGUCAAGCUGCCGAACCUCAGGUAGUGACAGGAAGCCAUGAUUGCACCAUCAGACUGUGGGACCUGGCAGCAGGCAAGAGUAUUGCGACUCUCACCAACCACAAGAAGAGUGUCAGAUCUGUAGUUUUCCACCCCACACUGUACAUGUUUGCGUCAGCCAGUCCGGACAACAUCAAACAGUGGAAGUGUCCAGAGGGAAGCUUCAUCCAGAACCUGUCUGGACACAAUGCCAUCGUCAACUGUCUGGCUGUCAAUCCUGAGGGAGUACUGGUGUCCGGAGCUGACAACGGGACUCUCUACUGCUGGGACUGGCGUACCGGCUACAACUUCCAGAGGCUCCAGGCUCCAGUACAGCCAGGUUCAAUGGACAGUGAGUCAGGAAUAUUUUCCAUGACAUUCGACCAGAGUGGCAGUCGUCUGAUAACUACAGAGGCUGACAAAACCAUUAAAAUAUACAAAGAGGACGACUCUGCUACUGAAGAAAGUCACCCAAUCCACUGGCGUCCAGAAAUUUUGAAAAGAAGAAAAUAUUAGAUGGACUUUUUAUCUUUAUCCUAUUUUAACUUUAAUUAAAUUAACUUUCCUAAAACAA